UUAUAUUGAUUAAGUUUAAAUUAAAUUUAAUUUCUAAGGUCCGUCUACAUUACUAGAUUAAAUUCCAUUUGAGGUUAGUUUUGAUUUCUGGAACUGUGCUUUAUUUAUAUUACCUUCAUAAUAUUUAUUUUCAAUUAGUAACUACAAGUAUGCAUACGUUUGAAUUUGUUUCUCUUUGUUAUUUAAUUACUAGGCAUAAAAAGGCUCAAAAACAGGUUAAAAUGAGUUAUUUUAAAGUUUAUUUUCGGCACUGCAAAUUAUUUGGAAUUUUACAAAAAAAAUUGUGAUUUCCUACAUAAAUACAAUGUAUAUUGUCAUAUAAAAAUAUUUGGAUUAUUAUUUCUCUAAGUAUAAAAAACAAAAACGUACCUACCGGGAACCAAAAGCAUGUCUCUACCAAAGAAUCUUUUUAUAUGUAUGUAUAUGUUGGACGAAUUUUCUGGCUCAAUAAAUAUGCAAAUUGGUGCUCAUUGAACUGUAACUAAUAUUCAGUAUGAUGCUCGUACAACCCAACAGGUUGAAGAUCAAAUUUUUCAAGGGGGAUAUAAACAUUGAUCCUGGGAUAUCAUGUGGUGUUAGGAUUAAUGACUACAUAAUGUCAAAUACUAGGGUUGUGGCUAGUAAUAAACGAGUUUCAACAUGGAAUGUUGGGUAUCAGAAAGAGAAGAAACAGAAGACAGAAACAAGUGUGCUGGCAAUGUGUUCCUCAAUUUUGGAAGAUUUGAUAUCUCAUGAAUUUGGUUGGAUUUUCAACCAACCAGUUGAUCCUGUUGCGCCAAACAUUCCUGACUACCUUACGAUCAUUACUAAACCCAUGGACUUGGGAACAAUAAAAUCUAAGCUGGAAAAGAAUGACUAUUAUGGCGUUGAAGAGUUUGCGGCUAACGUCAGAUUGACUUUUUCCAAUGCCAUGCACUAUAAUCCUCCUAUCAAUGAUGUUCAUGCAAUGGCAAAGACAAUGAACUGUAUUUUUGAGAAAAAAUAUAAAGUUUUGCAGAAUAGGUUCAGAUCAGACACUUUAUUAAUAGAUACCAUGCAAAAGUGUGACCCGCCAGCUCUUUCGGUUAAUAGGUCAGCCCCCAAGAGGUCACUCCCUUCCAAAGGAAAGGUUGUUAGAUGUUCUUCCGAGGCAAGAAUUGCUGAUCUAGUUGAACACCCUAAAACGAAUACCAAUUCUAUGCAAAAGUUGGGGAAGAACAUCGUUAAAGGUACUGACAAGAGCAGUAGACGACCCUUGUCUCUGUCAAUGCAAAAAAACCAUCUACUAUAACUCUCAAGCAAUGCUGCCACAAUGGUCAGUGGAUUUCUAUCCUUUUUUAUUGUGGCUGCUAUGUUGUUAACUAACUCAUGGAUGUCACUAUCAAACAAUUCAUCUGUGGGCUCUCCCUGUCUUGGUUCAGAAAUUUCUUCAGACAAAUCACUGGGAAGAGAUCAUCCUUGUAGCGCAACCUCUAGAACUGAUCGUGGACCUAGACCUGAUCCAGAAUCUCUGAGAGAGAAUAUAACUUAAUCUAGAGAAGAAUCUACUCCAACUGUAAAACUAUCAUUGCAAGACGCCCUUUGUACUGCAAAAGCUGUUGCUGCAAAAUUGAAAAGCUAAUUAGGAUUUUUUUUCCCGAACUUUAACAUGUUCCAAAUCAUGAUCCUGAACUUUUUUGGCCGUUAAAAAUUGGACAAAUAUCCUUAAAUCUAACAAUCUCAAUAGUUCGGGGAGAAUUUUUAACGGCCAAAAAAGUCAAGGGGCAUGAUUUGGUACAUGUCAAAGUUCAGGGGAAAAAUUCCUAAUUAGCCAAACUAAAAUCCCGUUAUGCAGACACUAUUUUGAAAGUUGAAGACAAUCGCUGCAUUGACUCCUUUAAGACUAGUCAGGGCGAUAAAAUAACUAACCUUGAGAAGUUAAAGCACACAAAGGAAUUGGAACAAGGCAACAUGAAGUUGAAGGUAAUUUUAGUACUGAAGCUUGUUGUAGAAUAUUGCAGUUUCUGGGUUUGAAGGCAACAUGGAAAAUUUUGCCCCAAUUCAUAUAUUCUUAUCUUAAAAAUGUCUUCUUUUUUUUUUCCUUUUCUACAUUGUAUAUAAGGAAACUGGUAAGAGCAUUACUUUUGCUCUCACCACCCAUGAGAAGCAUUUUUUAGGACAUUUUAUUGGUUGAGUUGGUGUAUUGAAGCGUGGUAGUAUACGAUAUAUUAUUUUUCCUUAAAUUGUGGGCAUUUUCAUAUUUUUUAAUUUGAUGAAUUGUAUUCUAUUAUUCUAUGUUUUUUUUUUCUUUUUGAUUCGUCUUCUUCUAAUUUAUUAUCGACCAAGGCUAGAGAUAUUCAUAUAUAAUUAAACACCAGUCCUAGUGUAAAAGAUAUUCAUAUAUAAUUAAAGUUGAGAAACAAAUCAAGGCUAGAGACAGACAAAUAGCAAAUUUUAUUUAACAGUAUACAUGAUAAAUUAUAUAAAGAAUUUUAGGAUUGAAUUGAAAACAAAUAUACAAGACAAUAAUGUAUAGAAACAAAUAACAAAGAAAUGAAUAAUGAUUGUAUAUUAAUUAGAGUAUAUAAUUAAUCAGAGGAAUCUUGAAUGCUUGCAUUCAGCAGGAAGUUUGGCUUUGGGGAAGCGUUUCAAGUCAGUGCAGUAAUUGUAAACCAUGAACUUCUGCUGCACCCAUCGCAGCCUGUUUCGCCCGGCCGCAUCCAGCCCUUGAUUCUGCCACGUGGCGUCAUUAAAGCCACCGGACUUAUUGGCAUCGCAACUGGACUUUCCGGCAGACCAAACACAUGCAUUGGCCUUGAAGUUAGCGUAUGAAGCAGUGAAAGGAGCUUUGGUCCAAUCAGUCUUGACAAGGCCACCUCUUGUAGCCCAAUCAUCUGCAUUCCACAAGCUUGAGUAAAUCCUCAUUGGUUGGUUUUUGGGGAAUGGUACUCCUGUUGAUGACUCCAAGUUGUUGAACACUCUUAUUGGAAUGUUGUCCACCAUAAAUCUAAU
Cannabis sativa is the source of this 2970-nucleotide messenger RNA. RefSeq names its product transcription factor GTE8-like. The record is from RefSeq and is a predicted model, not a curated record. The transcript is spliced from 6 exons. NCBI's taxonomy places the organism in Eukaryota, Viridiplantae, Streptophyta, Magnoliopsida, Rosales, Cannabaceae. Bases 494 to 1270 code for a protein of 258 amino acids. Gene Ontology annotation, molecular function: protein binding.